CGAUUCAUAGAUUUUUUUUUUCCAUUUCCAAGUGGAGCAAAUAUAUUUCCGAUAAUAAAAAGCAGUAUCUAGUCCAUUAAUAGAAUUCAUUGCCAUUUACUGCAUCGACCACUUGUAGCAUCGACCACUUGUAGCAUUAAAUAAUAGCCAUUCGUCAUAUUUUUCUUUCUUGGUCUACUUCAGUGAUGACAUCACGAGUGGACUCGGUCAUACAUAACGUGGGUAGUGGAGAUUACGUGGGCUGAGUAGUUACAUAAACACCCAUUACAGGCCCAAUAAAUAAAAGGCCCAUAUAGCUAUCCUAUUUCACCCACCAUUGUUUCCGUUGUUGAAGCUCUCUCAAAGCUCCCCUUCGAAAUCUCCGUCCCUUCUUCUCUCUCUGUCGAUCGGCAAUGGCUGCCCCCAACUCCAUUUUCACCACCGCUCCGUCGAGAAAUCUCGCACCUAUCUCUCUUCACCAGUCAUUAUCUUCACCGUUGAGUCUCCGGAUCACUAAAUCGAACUCCGUCGCGUUUCGUCCCAAACCCCGAUCCAGCUCGCUCGUCUUCUGCUCCACCGAUGAAUCAAAGAUCUCCGCAGAGAAAGAGAUCCCAAUUGAACUUAGGUACGAGGCUUAUCCGACAGUGAUGGACAUUAACCAGAUACGAGAGAUUUUGCCUCACAGGUUCCCGUUUCUGUUAGUGGAUAGAGUGAUAGAGUACACAGCUGGUGAAUCUGCGGUAGCUAUCAAGAACGUUACCAUUAAUGACAAUUUCUUUCCUGGGCAUUUCCCUGAGAGGCCCAUUAUGCCUGGUGUCCUCAUGGUUGAGGCCAUGGCUCAGGUGGGAGGUAUAGUGAUGCUAAAUCCAGAAGUGGGCGGAUCUAAAAGCAACUUCUUCUUUGCUGGAGUCGACAAAGUGAGAUUCAGAAAGCCUGUGAUUGCAGGUGACACUCUGGUGAUGAGGAUGACGCUUGUGAAGCUGCAGAAGCGGUUUGGGAUAGCCAAAAUGGAAGGGAAAGCAUACGUAGGGAACACUUUGGUAUGCGAAGGAGAGUUCUUGAUGGCUAUGGGGAAAGAAGAGGAGUGAUCAUGUUCUCAUGCCUUUUGCUUUUUUUUUUCUUACCCUUGUGGGUACGAGUUUAUCACACAUUGAGUCUCAUUUCUAUCUCUAGUUUCUGUUGUUUGUUCCAAAUGUUGUUGACUAUUUACAAGAAAAUAAUGAAUUGGAGUUAUCACA
Molecule: messenger RNA, 1217 nt
Organism: Brassica napus (rape)
Lineage: Eukaryota; Viridiplantae; Streptophyta; Magnoliopsida; Brassicales; Brassicaceae
Product: 3-hydroxyacyl-[acyl-carrier-protein] dehydratase FabZ-like
Exons: 4
Coding region: 393-1067 (224 amino acids)
Biological process (GO): fatty acid biosynthetic process
Molecular function (GO): hydro-lyase activity
Source: RefSeq, a predicted model, not a curated record